AUAAAGAUCGGGAUAAUAUCCUUUCACUUCAUCAUUAACUGCACUGUUCUUCUCACCCUUUUCCAACGCUUGUUCCUCUUUCUCCUCCCUCGCUCCCACCUUCUUCUUCUGCAACCUCAGCUUUGUUCCAAUGGAGGAGGGUUUUGAACCCUACCAUGUUCCUCAGCAAAGCAGAAGAGACAAGCUCAGGGUCGGCUUUCACAGCCAACACUCUUCCCUUCCAACGGCGGCCUGCGCUGGUUUACUCCCUCUCUACGACCCUUCCCUUAUUCCCUCCGAUCUGCUGACUUGCGCCACAAAUAAUCCUCAAUCCUCCAAUUUGCAGAUAGACCCCGCAACUGUGCAAAUUAUCAACACCAAUCCUUUUCUUAAUUUUCCUCUCGCUCAAACCCUUCGCGCCGAGCCAUUGUCUCUAUCUCUCUCCUCCUCCCACAAUCACUACACUCAACAAGCUAAUCUUAACAGUAAUCCCCCCCUCGAGUUGAAUCUUCAGAGACAUGAUGGCGGCUCCGUGAAUAUCCCGGCCAACGACACCGUUUUGAGAAGCUCCGUCGUUCCGUUGGGGCCGUUUACGGGUUAUGCUUCGGUGUUGAAGGGAUCGAGGUUUCUGAAGCCGGCUCAGCAGUUAUUGGAGGAACUCUGUGACGUUGGGGGCCGUGAAAUAUGCGCCGCGGUAAAGAUGACGGCUGACGCUUCGUUGAUGGAACCUCCGUCGUCGGAGAGCCUCGGCUCCGGCGAUCCGCCGCCGCCUCCUGGGGAUGGUGUGGACGGUGGGAAGAAAAAGUCGAGACUGUUAACCAUGCUUGAUGAGGUGUACAGAAGGUACAGGCAGUACUAUCAACAGGUACAAGCAGUAGUAACUUCAUUUGAGUAUGUUUCAGGCCUGGGUAACGCAGCUCCUUAUGCAACAUUGGCUAUAAACGCCAUGACCAAGCAUUUCAAAUGCUUGAAGAAUGUGAUCAUGGACCAGCUUCAACUCACAAAUAAUAAGGCUCAUCAUUUUCACAGUAUGAGCAACAAGAAGGAUGGCUCUCCAAGGUUUGGAAAUGUUGACCAUAAUAGAGGAGCAGGACCUUACGGCCAAAUUAGGGAUUCUCACAACCCAGAAUUGUUAGGGCAACAACCAAUUUGGCGGCCUCAACGUGGACUUCCUGAACGUGCCGUCACUGUUCUUAGGGCAUGGUUGUUUGAGCACUUUCUACAUCCAUAUCCUACUGAUACGGACAAGCUGAUGCUGGCGAGACAGACUGGUCUGUCUCGUAGCCAGGUGUCAAACUGGUUCAUUAAUGCAAGAGUGAGGUUGUGGAAACCAAUGGUCGAAGAAAUACACAUGCUGGAAACACUACAGUCUCAAAAGGAUCAUCAGAACUGUGAAGAUCACAGCAAGAACAAGCCCAGCUUGAGUGACAAGUUUCAAGAUGAUGCUCCUUUUAAACGCAGCAGAAAUUAUGAACCUGGUCAUGAUAUAUCUGCAGUGACGAAUCAUCUUCCUUGUAAUGCAAUAGGCAAUGUCAACAAUAAUAAUCAGCCAGUCAGUGUUGGAGCCGCGGCCAAUAGCGUCUCGCUCACGCUGGGUCUCCACCAGAACAACGGUGGGCUUGCUCUAUCGGAACCUUUUCCCAUGAGUGAAGCUCUCCGUUUCGGGCUCGCCCUAGAAGUACCCAGUAACGAAGAGUAUGUAAUGAAUGGCUCUGAUUCACAGAAUCGGCAUUAUGGAAGAGACCAGGUUAUUGGAGGGCAGCUUGUGCGUGACUUUGUUGGCUAAGUAUUAUCAAAUAUUGGAUUAGUGUGAUUCACUAACCAUAAAAACGAGAAUAACGAUCGGAGAUAUUCUUCCUAUUUUUAUGGUGCUAAUUUUAGAGAGCUGGAUUGAGGUGGUAGUAUUAUUGUUUAGUAUUGGGACUCGGGGGUCCUAAGAAGGAUGUCAAGUUAUUGUGUAAAGUCAGUCCAAAUACAAGAAAAAAUUUCAUCUCUCUUGAUAGGUAA
Molecule: messenger RNA, 1986 nt
Organism: Prosopis cineraria
Lineage: Eukaryota; Viridiplantae; Streptophyta; Magnoliopsida; Fabales; Fabaceae
Product: BEL1-like homeodomain protein 9
Exons: 4
Coding region: 131-1765 (544 amino acids)
Biological process (GO): regulation of transcription by RNA polymerase II
Molecular function (GO): DNA-binding transcription factor activity, RNA polymerase II-specific; RNA polymerase II cis-regulatory region sequence-specific DNA binding
Source: RefSeq, a predicted model, not a curated record